Molecule: messenger RNA, 1728 nt
Organism: Spirometra erinaceieuropaei
Lineage: Eukaryota; Metazoa; Platyhelminthes; Cestoda; Diphyllobothriidea; Diphyllobothriidae
Source: the annotation of a GenBank genome assembly
AUGGAAAAUCCAAAAUUAUUCUAUAGCUACAUAAGAAGCAGCACACGAAACAGAGAUCCAAUCCCCCUCCUGAAGACUAGCGGAGACGUGGAGAUUAGUGAGGAUGGAGAAAAAGCUGAGCACUUUUCACAAUUUUUCAAAUCCAUCUUUACUAGUGAAAGUCCAUUUACUCCCCUCGACUACGACUUCGAUGAGGGUCCAAAAAUCGAGUCUGUGUCUUUUGAUGAAGCGACGGUUCGCAAAGAGCUAAUGACGCUAAAUGAGUCGAAAUCACCAGGUCCAGACGACAUACCGCCUAAGUUACUGAAGGAGCUCGCUGCCGAACUAGCCAAACCAUUGUCCAUGCUUUUCCAAGCCUCGUUCGAAGCCGGCGGCUUGCCCACCGACUGGAAAUCUGCGCGGAUCACACCACUGCAUAAAGGAGGCAGCAAGGCCUCUGCAAACAAUUACAGACCAAUUAGCCUCACUUCCAUCUGCUGCAAACUCAUGGAGAAAAUAAUCAAGCGAGAGCUGAUGCGCUUCCUAGAGCAGCAUAAUUUAUUAUCUGAUGCGCAGCAUGGGUUUCGUUGUGGCAGGUCUUGCGUGACUAACUUGCUCAACUGUUUGGAACGUUGGACUCGGUCAGUUGAUGAAGGCAGUGCGCUGCAUGUAGUCUAUAUCGACUUUAAAAAGGCAUUUGAUAGUGUCCCACAUCAGCGACUCCUGCACAAACUGAGCCGAACAGGCGUUAGGGGUAACCUCUUAAAAUGGAUUCAAAGUUUCCUGUUAGACCGUUGUCAAACUGUCCAUGUCGGUGGCCAGAAGUCGACGGAGGUUGCCGUUGAAAGCGGUGUUCCCCAAGGCUCAGUUCUUGGCCCUACUUUGUUCAUCAUUUACGUAAACGAUUGCGUGAGUGAACAGGGUUGUGGUGUCGCCAUGUUUGCGGAUGACAUUAAGCUCUGGAGCGUCAUUCGAACUGCAGAUGACGAAGAGCAUCUGCAGGCGAACCUAAAUCGACUCCAACAGUGGUCAAAGGCCUGGCUUCUGCCGUUCAACGAGAAAAAGUGUAAUAUUCUACGAGACGGCAGAGCUCGCUCUCCGAACCAUAUGGCCUACUGCCUAAAUGGUAUACCGCUGCAAGAAGUGGACUCGCAGAAGGACUUGGGAGUAUGGAUUACGACCUCGCUCAAACCCUCGCUGCACUGCACGAAGAUAGCCAAGUCUGCAAUGUCAGUCCUCUACCUUGUCAAGCGGGCUUUCUCUGCCUUUGACGAAGACUGCUUCGCUAAAGUCUUUCGAACUUUUGUGCGUCCGCAACUAGAAUUUGCUAUCCAAGCUUGGAGACCCUGGACCGCGAAGGACCUCAGCAUCCUUGAAAGGGUUCAAAGGCGUGCAACGAAACUUGUGGCAGGACAGGGUUCACUACCAUAUGCAACGCGGUUAGCUAACCUCAAUCUCUUUCCCUUGAGUUACAGGCAGUUACGGGGUGACCUGAUACAAGUCUUCCGUAUCAUACGCGGUCAGGACUGCAGCCUCGUACCGGGUGACUUCUUCGAGUUAGCAACCACCACAAAUCUACGAGGCCAUCCAUUCAAACUACGUGUGACAGGGGCCAGACUGGACACACGAAGGUUCUUCUUCUCCAACAGAGUGGUAGAAGCCUGGAAUGCCCUGCCUGUGGAUGUCGUUAUGUCUGCUUCCGUCGAGGUUUUUAAGAGGAAGCUAGAUUUGUGUAGCAGUGUGCACUAA